Molecule: messenger RNA, 1209 nt
Organism: Saccoglossus kowalevskii
Lineage: Eukaryota; Metazoa; Hemichordata; Enteropneusta; Harrimaniidae
Product: acyl-coenzyme A thioesterase 1-like
Biological process (GO): fatty acid metabolic process; acyl-CoA metabolic process
Molecular function (GO): fatty acyl-CoA hydrolase activity
Source: RefSeq, a predicted model, not a curated record
AUGUCAGUCGUGCAGUCGGCAUUGUAUUACUGCUGUAGCCGGCAAUUCAGCAAAACGAUUCCCACGAUUAGUGUUAAUCCAAAAAUUGGUAGAGCAGAUCAACCAGUAUGCAUCCUAGUUACAAAGCUCCCACCGUUAACACCGUUUACGGUAAGAUCUCGUGUCAUGGAUGAGAAAGGACGAACAUUUGAGGCUCAUGGUCACUAUACAGCAUCGUCCGACGGUGAAGUUUAUUUAGAUAAACACCCUUCAAUUGGAGGAACAUACACAGGUAUCGAACCAAUGGGGUUAUUUUGGAGUAUGGUACUAUCACCUGGACAGAAAAAAGGCAUUAGAUAUGUCAAGUUGGAUGUAACACAACCCAGUAACGUGGAAUUGUCUCUAUACCCUGGAUAUCUGGGCAUUAAUGAAUUGCAAGAUACAACGCCAGUAACGACAACAAGCAUUCUGCGUGUCUUCAUGGAAGAACACAUGGAACGAUUUGAAGUAAAAGUGGGCAGAGUUCGCGGCACAUUAAUCAAACCAAAAGGUCGUGGUCCAUUUCCGGGUAUUAUUGAUAUGUAUGGUGCACUCGGGGGUAUUUUGGAAAUGCGUGCUUCCUUGCUGGCUAACUAUGGUUAUGCUGUAUUGGCACUUGGGUAUUGUCGAUACAAGGACUUACCAGACAAUAUUUUAGAGAUUGACCUUGACUAUUUUGAGGAAUCCAUCAAUUGGUUCACUGGUCAAGAAUGUGUCAUGACUGGAGGCAUAGGAACAAUAGGUCUGUCAAAAGGAGCAGAGCUUGCAGUUACAAUGGCAGUAUAUGACAACAGUAAACUCGUCAUUAUAGAUGACAAUGCAUGUUGUUUGGAAAUCGUGGAUGAUCCUGUUGAUGAAGCUGUUUUUGAUUUCAGCAGAGUGAAAGCAGAGAUGUUGUGGAUUGCUGUUGGAGAUGACCUGCUUUGUAAAACUCCAUUUUAUGCAGAAGAAGCAAUCAAACAAAUUAGAUCACUUAACAAGUCCAAUUAUCGCUACUUAUACUAUCCAGGAGCUGGCCAUCUUGUUCAACCACCAAAUACGCCAUUUAGUGGUUUGUUCCCCUGUUGGUUUAAAAAUAUAAACGUAAUGUGUGGAGGGAGACCCAAGCCACAUGCAAGAGCACAAGAAGACAGCUGGAAACAUAUUCUUCAGUUUUUCCAAAAUAAUUUAAAAUCAUCAAGCAAAUUAUGA